GGGCAGCUGCAGAAUGCCACAGACACACUAACACUGAUUGUCAUGGGGCAGUUAACAGAGAUCCCAAAGGCCUUACUUGAGAAGUUGUGCUGGAGAAGAUAGUCGUGCGUGUGUGGUUUUAUUCAGGCUACAAGCCGUCUCCUGAAAUCUCAAGUCUUCUUCCUGUCAUUACUUGCAUGAUGUUUUCAAAGCUUAAUGCCUUCAUUUAGAAAGAGCCCUUGUCGUUGGAGUGGGCGGUCCUCCCUCAGCUCGGUUUCGGUUGGGAUGGGAAUGAGAAGUCUGAGGAGGAAGGGAUGAUAGCUGUGCAAAGGCAGCACUGCUGCAUGGGAGCCUGGAGCCAGUUUCCUUCUGUUCUGCUAAUUUAAACAGAACUGCUUCAGGUGCUUGAGAGCUUCUUAUAAUUGGAGAGUUUUAGCUGAGUGAGAUUUGGGGCUGAUGAGAGUGAGAGUAUUGCAGAAGGAUUAUGUAAAAAUGGUAUAGAGUCCUAGGAUUCAUUCAUUCAUCUACACAAGCUGCAUUGAUAGUUUUGAACUGAGACAGGGGAGGUUUAGGUUGGAUAUGAGGAGGAAAUUUUUUACCCAGAGGGUGGUGACGCACUGAACAGGUUGCCCAAGGAGGCUGUGGAUGCCCCAUCCCUGCAGGCAUUCAAGGCCAGGCUGGAUGUGGCUCUGGGCAGCCUGCUCUGCUGGUUGGCGACCCUGCACAUAGCAGGGGGUUGGAACUGAUGAGCAUUGUGGUCCUUUUCAACCCAGGCCAUUCUAGGAUCCUAUGAAUAUAUGAAUCACGUUGACUAGUGCUGUCCUGGUUUGUAUUAAUUAGUAUCUGCUUUUUAAAAGCUUUUUUUUAAUGACAUUAUAACAGCUAGAAAUGAGAGUAAUACCGAUCUCCUGAGGUGAGGGUAAAAUAGUGGGGCUGAUGCUCAGGGUUAAUUCAGAACUGUGACCUUUACAAGAUGUGGGAUAAAAGCUUUGAGUGUCUGACGGGGAUUUAAGAGUUUUAAAUCUAAAAUGCUUUUUGAAUUAUUGGUCCUUCUCAAUCAUUCAUCUCUGAUUUCACUUUUAGAAUCUAUCACACUCCACUUAUCCGUGUUUGAAUGUUAGCUCUUGCAUAAAGCAGAACCUGACAUCAAAUUCAUAAUGCAUAGGAAGUUUUAUCUGCCACCAAGUUCAACUCAGGCUGCAGUGCUCCAAACCAGAAGACAUUGCUUUUGUUGUGCAGAAAGGAGCUGGAGUAAAUGCAGUAAGCAAGUCGUCCUGCUUGCUGUCUGCAUCUUUGAACUGUAGUGUGGCUGAGCCAUACUUCAAGAUGACACUUGUAGAACAUAAGCAGCUUCUGAGGCGUAUCUUGCAAUCCACUCAGUGUGCAGACAUGCAUAGACCUGAUCUGACCAUCCCAGAGCAGAUGUGUUCUGCUAGACAGAAAAGAGCUGGUUUGAAAUAGCAGAAUUUCAGGGCUGAGAGGAACUAAUUUUCAUGUGAUGAAUUGCCAUGUGGUUGUUGUGGGCAGGUGCUGAGAUCGAACGGAAUGGAAUUGUGAAGCCUUUAAAAUGAUGGUUUUAAAAGAAAUGGUCACAGUUCUGAUGUGUUACCCAGUGCAGAAUGUGCAUGUCCUAUACUGUUGUAUAGUACCUGCUAUACUGGUUUGGAAAGAACAACAGGAACAAAACAGUUUAGGGCAUAUUUAUAAGGCCUACGUUAAUCUUGUUCAGAUUUAAGCACUUAAUGUACUAUUUGUGCACAUCAUAACUCACCAGUAACCAGAAGUAUGUGGAAAGAACUGGGGCGUGAGCAUUUUCCCAUAAUAAUAUAUUAAUUUGGAGCUUGUGAUGAAGCGUGAGAGAACAGAUUAGAUGGAGCUGCUUUACAGCCUCUAGAAAGGCUUUAUUUCUACAAAGAUUGCAUACUGGCAGCAAUUGUAUUGAAGGGCUUCCUGCUGACAGCUCACUUCCCUGUUGACUGAAGGUAAGGAUGGGCAGAGGAGCCCUUGUUUCAAGUCCCUGCUUGGAUGGCACUGGGCCUGUUAUGUGCACUGGUGCCAAGGCCAGUGGUUUGGAUGACAUCUGAAUGAGUGUCUCUGGUUGGCAGGCAUGGCCAGAGCUUGGCGGCUAUGGGAUCUGUUGAUGUCUGAGGAGCAGCAUUCUGCCUGGAGCUGGUUUUGUUUGUAAUUUAGAGCAUGCCUGCCUUUUGUUGGCUGUAGGGAGAAUAAAUAAUGUUAACGAGGGGAGGGACUCACAGAGCAGCAGGCUUGGCAUCUUGCAUCAAGGUGGUGUCAGGUGGAAAUAGUGAGGCCGGGCCACAUCUCACACCAAAAUCCACCACUUUUUACGGUGCUUUAAGGCUGAGGUCAAGACAACUAAAUGCAAGUUCCCACAAAAUAAAGGGACUGUCAAUGCUGUAAGAGGAAGGGCUUUAAGACUGAGGCAUAAUUAAUGUCAUUGUGGUGCCUCAGACGCUCCUCAGGUGUAGAGAGUGCAGUAGGAAACACAAAGGUUGUUUGAAUAUCUACUGGUGGAGGUUAAGGUGGCAAGAGGAGCUCUGCUACCAAACGAAUGGCGAUUGGUAACGUGGGGAUGGUGGCCUUGAAGGUGAAUGUGAGCCAUCAGAGAUGGAAAGCUUGAAGAGGAGGCAGUAUGAUUUAAAAUGAGUUGAUGUGGUGAAAGCUGUAGUCCAGGUGCAGGGGCUGCAGGUCUUGAAUUUCAGGUGGUUUUUCAGCUAGGAUUUUCAUCUUACUUAUCUUAAGGGAUUCAUCCCCAUUUUAUUUGUGGUGUUCUGUCACUUCAGUGACAUUUAAAUGUGCUGCUGUGUAUUUCUGUUGCCUUUAUGUCAUGCAUCUGGCACAGGCUAGGAUAAAGUUGACCGAGAUCUGUAGAACUGAAGCUUCCAUCUGAAGCUCUAACAUAUAUAGAUAGUUUGACUGCAUUAAAAAUGAGUUAAACAUGCUGUUGAGCUAAUGUCUAAUUAGUCUGGCACAGCAAUUUGCUUUAGGAAUGACCUUAAGUCCUGUAUGCGUUUCUAAGCGUUCUGACUGCAAUGCCUAGAAGGAAUGAAAGAUGUAAUUUAUUUUUGUACCUUGUUAUGGAAACCUGUCCUGGUUGGGGUGAUAUUGGAAGGGUGUCCAGCUAAGGAUGUGGAGUCUAGAAGAGGCCAUGAGGAUGCUCAGAGGCUGGAGCACAUCUGCUGUGCAGACAGGCUGGGGGUGUUCAGCCUGGAGAAGGCUCCAGGGAGACCUCAUUGCCACCUUCCAGCACCUAAAGGCAUAAAAAGCAGAAAUUAUUAUAGAGAUCUUCCUAUCUGGGCCCAGACUCUCUUCUUCAAAGCAUCACAUCAACGUGCUAAAGAGUUGAAUAAGUCAGAGCCAGGCACUGACAGAUGUGUUGGCUGAUAACACUGACGCCAGUAGGAAAGGGUCAAAUAGAUGUUGUUUGACCUUUAUCCCAGCGGGGAUCAAAUUGAUUCUAAUUAAUAGACCUGGGAAUAGCUGGCUACCUUGGCAGACUUUGCAACUCAUUUAAAUUGUUCAUCCUGUUAGUUUAGCCAUAAACUACAUGUAAUUACAAGAGGGUUUUGUGGACAGCCACACUUGUGUUGCCACCUUCUUAAUGACAGUUUAUUGAAUACAGUGCUACAGAGCUGACUUAUUUUGAUUAACGUAGAGCUUUGUUGUCUAACACUGCCCGACCAAAUGCAUCAGUGCUCUACUAACAAGAAAGUACUGUUUGAAAGCACAAAUGCAGCUCUGCUGAAAUCAGUUACAACUUCCCAAUGUGACCAUGAGAUAAACGUGGCUCUCAAUGUAUGAUCAAUGGCAGUUGUACCUGUAUGCUUAAGCAACUCUUAAAACUAUACAUAUUUGAGGUGCUAUAAAAAUAAUGCCUGGAAAGAUGAUAGACUGUGGUUGUCCUAUGGCUGGGUGUGUUUUCAGCCACAGGUUAGCCUACAUAAGGUUGGGGAGGCUGUUGGUAUGACCUGGCUGCUAUGUUUCAUCCCGCAUCUAAAUGAAACAGCCUUUUAAAGUAGGUGCAAAUGCAGUCAAGCAUGGCUUCCCAUGCUUCUAUACAGACAUCAACUUGCACCAGUUGUACAGGUAGACAGCAUUUGUCUUUUAGGUUUGGCUUCUCUCCCAACAAGAGUGAAGCUGCUGGCUGAGUAUCCAUGAGUACCAACUUGCAUCCAAAAGUGAAAACUGCAGACGCUGAACACAGUCUUAAUUCAGUGUUUCUACAAGCUUCUCUGUGCAGCAAAGUUCAUCUGUAUUGCUAAUCUGAAGUUAAGAGACCAUGAGUUACUACUUAAAAAAGCCAGGAGAUUCGAAGCAAUUAGAAUUGUUUGUUCCUUCUGUUUGCCCUUUGACUCACUGGGUACACCCCAGUUGCAUUUUCAAGAUUUCCUUCAUAUCUGAGGAGCGGACGAAAGUUGCACCACUUCAAAUGAAAGCAGAAAUUCUUAGAUAACCAUUUAACUCUUGGCACUGAACUGUGAGCAGAACUUCAAAUAUUAUGAGACAUAAAUGCAUGUGGGUGGAAAAUGUUGUAAAGAUGCUGCAGUGUUCAUAGAACCAUUCAGGUUGGAAAAGACCUCUGAGAUCAUCCAGUCCAACCCAACCCACCCCACCGUGCCCACUGUCCACAUCCCUCAGUGCCACAUCUCCACACUGAACACCUCCACGGACGGUGACCCCACCGCUCCCCAUGCAGCUGUGCCAGCACAUCACUGCUCUUCUGGAGGGGAAGCUGUCCCUGAUAUCCAACCUGCACCUCCCCUGGCACAACUUUAAGAAGAAGGGAUCAGCAAUAGCAGAAAACAGGCCAUCAGAUCAUCCUGUGGGGUCGAACUGAGAAAUGCCUGAAGGAGACCACAGAGGAAAUCAGGAUGAUGGGGACAGAGUGCCAUUAUUUCAUCUGUGAUGUUGGAAACAGAGAGGAAGUCUAUCGGCAAGCCAAAGCUGUGCGGGAGAAGGUGGGUGACAUCACUAUCCUAGUGAACAACGCUGCUGUGGUCCAUGGUAAAAGUCUGAUGGACAGCGACGAUGAUGCACUGCUCAAAUCACAGCACAUAAACACCCUGGGACAGUUCUGGACCACCAAAGCAUUCUUGCCAAGGAUGCUGGAGUUGCAGAACGGACACAUAGUUUGCUUGAACUCUGUCCUGGCCUUGUCAGCCAUCCCGGGUGCCAUUGACUACUGCACCUCCAAAGCUUCGUCUUUUGCCUUUAUGGAGAGCCUGACCUUGGGGCUGCUAGACUGUCCUGGAGUGAAUGCCACAACAGUGCUGCCCUUCCACACGAGCACAGAGAUGUUCCAGGGCAUGAGAAUCAGGUUCCCUAAUCUUUUUCCUCCUCUCAAGCCAGAGACUGUGGCUAGGAGGACAGUGGAAGCUGUGCAGAUGAAUCAAGCCUUCCUGCUCCUUCCAUGGACAAUGAAUGUUCUGGUCAUCCUGAAAAGCAUUCUCCCUCAGGCCGCGCUUGAAGAAAUCCACAAGUUUUCUGGGAGCUACACCUGCAUGAACACUUUUAAAGGCCGAACAUAGACCUGGUGGUGCAAGGACUGUUCUUCAGUGAAACCAGCACAAGCAUGAAAAUCCUGACAGGGCUGUGAAUCAGCAGUCUUGGCUUGUAGCCUGUUCAUGUGACUCGCGCUGCUUUGAGGCAACGCAUUUCUUGCAGGUCAUAUCCAUAGUAACAUGACCUUUGCACAGGAUUUAAUGACCAGACUAUGGACCCUUGGCAAGAAAAAAACAAAAAGUGUGAAAUGUUUAUGUGAUGUUAAAUUCUUUAGGGUUCAAUUGUUAAAUCUGCUCAUAGUUUUAAGAUGUAAUUGUUGUUUCUAAAGAGUGUGGGCUGUCUCAGCUGAGAGGCUGCAUGUCGCACCCCGGGCUUCAUCCGCUCUCUUCAGAGGAACUGCAAUUGCAAACUGACACUGAUUACAUUUCAGCUUUUUGAAUGGGAAACUUUAAAAAUGAAGAGCUACAAGCCGCGGACAUUGAAUGGAAGCUUCCUUCCCUUCCUUCGCUUUAUAUUUGUUGAUGAAGCCAUUCCCAAGUCAUGGCAGGGAAGGAGCAAACUGCUGUUUUCUUUGUGCGAGGCUCCCCAGGCCUUUUCUCUGCAAGGACUGCUCUGUGCCCAGGAAAGCUGUCUUACUGCACCCAUGAAGGCUGGACAGGAAUGCUCAGUCAGAAGAGCAUACAGUUUGAAUCGUGGAAGAUUCCUUCUGUCAUUGAGCUCAUAUAUGGAAUGUAAUUGUCUUUCUGAAUAUUUUUGUUCAUUUAUGAUGAAAUAUAUAUAUUUUUAGCAUUAAUUCCAGAUUGCCACGCAUGUAAGACAGCAUCACACUGGGGGUGAACUAAAUCUAGAGCCUGCUUGUACAAAAACACAUUCAGUGACAUAAUCCAUACAGAGUAAAAUCCGUUGUAUCAAUCUGCACAAUGAAAUAAGUGGAAUAAUUCUCUGCAAAUGGAAGAGACAGUGCUGUAGUGCUCAUGAAAUGUGGAGUUUGGAAGCACAGUUAGCAAAGGCCUGAUUAAAUGCAUGUUGAAUUCAA
Messenger RNA from Gallus gallus (chicken), 6535 nucleotides. It is a transcript of the gene DHRS3, whose product is annotated as dehydrogenase/reductase 3. The record is from RefSeq and is a predicted model, not a curated record. NCBI's taxonomy places the organism in Eukaryota, Metazoa, Chordata, Aves, Galliformes, Phasianidae. Gene Ontology annotation, molecular function: transmembrane transporter binding; oxidoreductase activity, acting on the CH-OH group of donors, NAD or NADP as acceptor; voltage-gated potassium channel activity. The transcript is spliced from 6 exons. Bases 4869 to 5525 code for a protein of 218 amino acids. Gene Ontology annotation, cellular component: voltage-gated potassium channel complex; extracellular matrix; lipid droplet.